UUUAAUAAUGGAAGGUCUCGACACAGAAGUCGUAGUAUUGUUCUCAAUUACAACAAUAACUGUCUUUCUAGUAGUUUACUUGUUGAUCGAUAAGGGAAUUCUAGGUUUGAAAAAGCUUGGAGGGUACCAUCAGAAUCAAAACAGAGCAUUAAAUGACCAAAAUCAGAUAGAGAGGCAGCAAAAUAUUGAUUUCAGAGACCAAGAUUGCCUUAUUUGACUCACCGAAGUUGUGCAUAGAAUAAUCCUACCUUGUGGACACAACUUCUGUGGACAGUGAAUUAUGAAUAUUCACGUCCAUAAUGGAAAAAUUGAUUGACCUAUCUGAAGAAAAUCUGUGAAUAACAUAUACAUAGAAUUCGAUCGAAGUAAAGAUCCUGAACUCUUUGAUGAAAUUCAGACGUAUAACGAGGAAUACGAAAGGCUGGGCUAUUUUAGAAUACCAAUCAGACAAGCUCAAAGAUACAUAAGAGAUAGAUUUGGGUUUCAUCUUAGCUUCACCACAACAACAGUCAUCAUUAUCAUACUUCUCAUCCCCUUAAUGAUAGUGAUCCCAUUACUCAUGGCCUUCUUGUUCAUAACUGCUAAAAGUAUUGGACUUCAAAGAACAAUCAUCAUAAUUUCAAAAAUGUAUCACUUUCUUUAA
Moneuplotes crassus is the source of this 643-nucleotide messenger RNA. NCBI's taxonomy places the organism in Eukaryota, Ciliophora, Spirotrichea, Euplotida, Euplotidae. The record is from the annotation of a GenBank genome assembly.